This is a messenger RNA of Chroicocephalus ridibundus (black-headed gull), 2126 nucleotides long. It is a transcript of the gene DTL, whose product is annotated as denticleless E3 ubiquitin protein ligase homolog. The transcript has 14 exons. NCBI's taxonomy places the organism in Eukaryota, Metazoa, Chordata, Aves, Charadriiformes, Laridae. Gene Ontology annotation, molecular function: protein-macromolecule adaptor activity; protein binding. The record is from RefSeq and is a predicted model, not a curated record. Gene Ontology annotation, cellular component: nucleus. Gene Ontology annotation, biological process: mitotic G2 DNA damage checkpoint signaling; proteasome-mediated ubiquitin-dependent protein catabolic process. Bases 16 to 2061 code for a protein of 681 amino acids.
UACGGGGAAACGGGAAUGCCGGUCCCUCCUUUCGGCUGCACCUUUUCUGCAGCCCCAAAUUUGGAGCACGUACUGGCAGUUGCAAAUGAAGAAGGAUUCGUUAGACUGUAUGAUACUGAAGCUCAAACCACCAGCAAACUCAUCUUUAAGGAAUGGCAGGCUCACUCAAAUGCUGUAUUUGACCUUGCCUGGGUACCAGGGGAACACAGGAUUGUCACUGCUUCAGGAGAUCAGACAGCCAAGGUGUGGGAUGUGAGAGCCGGCGAGCUUCUUGGCAUAUGCAAAGGUCACCAGUGUAGCCUCAAGUCGGUUGCUUUUUCUAGAUUUGAUAAAGCUGUAUUCUGUACUGGAGGCAGAGAUGGAAACAUCAUGGUUUGGGAUACCAGAUGCAACAAGAAAGAUGGAUUUUAUAGGCAGGUGAAUCAAAUCAGUGGAGCACACAAUGUGGUUGACAAGCAGACUCCUUCCAAACCAAAGAAGAAGAGGCAGAACCUAAGAGGACUUGCUCCCUUGGUGGAUUUCCAGCAGAGUGUAACUGUGGUGCUGCUUCAGGAUGAGCAUACUCUUAUCUCUGCAGGAGCUGUUGAUGGUGUGAUCAAAGUAUGGGACUUGCGCAAGAACUAUACUGCUUACCGUCAGGACCCGGUGCCUUUCAAGUCUUUUUGCUACCCAGGGACCAGUACUCGCAAACUUGGAUAUUCUAGCCUGGUUUUGGAUUCCACUGGUGCUAAUCUGUUUGCUAAUUGCACUGAUGACAGUAUCUACAUGUUCAAUAUGACAAGUUCAAGGACCACUCCAGUGGCCGUUUUCAGCGGGCACCAGAAUUCAACCUUUUACGUCAAAUCCAGCACCAGCCCCGACGACCAGUUCCUGGUCAGUGGCUCGAGCGACUGCAACGCCUACAUCUGGAAGGUUUCUGAGCCCAGCCUUCCUCCACGGAUACUCGUUGGUCACUCUCAAGAAGUUACCUCCAUUGCUUGGUCUCCUUCAGACUUCACUAAGAUUGCCACGUGCUCUGAUGACAACACUGUGAGGAUUUGGCGCUUACGGCGUCAUCCUGAGGAGAAGAAAACAGCAUUCAACAAAAUCAACUUGGUGGGCUGGGUCACUCAGAAGAAACCAGAACAACGACCGCCAGCCAGCCCACAGAGUACUCCUGCCAAGGCCUUCACAGUGGGCAGCCCGUGCAUUUCCUCACCACGGCCGGCUGCCUGUGCUCCCGUUUAUUCUGGAGACCUUCCCCUGUCUACAAACACUCCAACAAGCACUCUCAAAACCCAGAUGGCCACAGCCUGCACCCCAGCCAAGCGGAGUGGAGCCAGUCCAUGCGCUUCUCCCAAACUGAUCCCUUCCUCCAAAAUGUCCAUUAAGCAUUGGGUUACAAGGACUCCGUGCUCUUCUCCUCCAGAAGUGGGGAAAAAGGCUCCUUCUCCCAGAAAAGCCCUGGCAGAAGUCACCCAAGGUCUCCUGGAAGCUGCUUGCUCUCCUAAAGCCCCACACUUGCCGUUUGAAAAGCGUGCCAAGAGAAGGCUUGACUGCAGCAAGGAGGACGAUGCAGGGCAGAACUGUCUGCAGGACUGUAGCUGUGUGACUGAACUGGACUAUGCAGCUAAGAAAUCCAAGCUGAAUUUAUGUCACUUGGCUGCAGACCAAAAAGCUUGUGAUGAAGGCUCUCUCAGCCUGGCUGACUUGGAUAACGACCGUGAAGGCUCCAGCUGCAGCCCAAAAGAGCCUUCCUUCCCUGGAAACCAUGUUAAUCCAUCAGGUGUCCAGACUCCCCCCCAUCUUUUUAGAUCUCCAUGUGGGAAAGACACUGAGGUAGUAGAUAAAGAGAAUAGUUCACCUGAAAGAAAAAAUUGGUUGUCUGCUCUGGGAGAGAAGCUACGGACUGGCAGAGCUGGCAGCCAGAGCGCAUCAAACAGCCCCCCAUCAUCUUGCAGUCCUGGUGGCAAACGACGAGAGGCUGUGGCAGCAGCCACUUCGCCGAAAACUGCUGCAACCACUUCAGUUUCCAUGAGGAAGAUCUGCACGUACUUCCACAGAAAGCCACAGAACAACUGAAGCGACAUGUGGCGGUUGCACCUGAUGGAUGUUGACACUGUGGUAUCAAGACCAGAUUUAGCAAC